AUGCGCCUACCUUUAUAUUCAUUGUUAGGCCUGCUCGGCCUUUCCAACCUCGUGCUUGGUAAAGCCCUUGAUAAUGUGUUUAAGGUCAAGAAAGGGACGACUCUAGGAGGAUGUGAUAACUACAGAACAGGCCAGGUCAACGCAAACUUGGACGCCUACUUUGAGGAGGCACAAACAAUUAUCAAAACAGCAUCCGACGCUUUUGGGAAAUACAACACAGAUGUUCAGGUUCAGAAAAUUGCGAAGAGUUUUUUCGGAAUCACCCCCAAUGCGAAACAAGAUGGACCUGCUACUACCGAGGAUGGGAAUUUGCUGAAGCAUGUUCAAACUUGGUUCGUGAAUCUUGACAACUACGCUCAAGGCAGGAGCGGGAAAAUUCCCCUCUACUGUAACAGCGAUUUUCUUGAGCAGACGACAACAGUGUACACUAAGGGGGGAACUGUUAGGAAGAAUUUAGUGGUCUCGGACGAUAAGGCUUACGGUAAGAUGGUGCCAGAGCUCAAGACAAAACAGUACGUUGCAUUCUGGUCCAGGGACCUGAAGGAAUAUUAUUUUGGGACCCCAUACACGACCAAGCCUCCCACAUACUGCGCCGACAGGCGCAACAUCGCGGUGGUGACGCCUAUGUCGACCGGAAAGGAAUCGAUCUCCUUGUGUCUUUGCCCUGCGGGAUUUUUUAACAAAGCGAACACCCUCGAAGCAAUUGAUGCCACGAACAGCGAUAUUGGACAUGCCCUCCAGAAGCUCGAGACUAAAAGUUUGUCCAUUGUGCAUGAAUUGGUCCAUGCUAGUGAAGGUCCAUACGAAACUCCUGAUAUCAAUGCGUGGGGUCCUUUGGCUUCAAUUAAACCGAAGAUCAAAGGCCAGCCGAAUCCGAAUUGGCCGGGGGAUACGGACAAGUUUGUUGACAUGGAUAGAGAAGCCUACUCAGCAAUGGACGCAAUUCUCACCGCUCAAGCGACAAACCCCCGGCAGCCUACAGAAAAUACCCCAGAAAACUACGCCUGGGCUGCAUUGGCCGUUUACCUUGCUCAGAACGGUGCGAAAAUGGACUACUCGACUGGCCUUGCGAGACCUCUGGGUGGGCCACUAGUUCCACCGGCCCCGGGAGGUAAGAAGCUCAGGAGAGAUGAUGGUAUUGUUGUCGCACAAAACUUUACUGCCUAA
Penicillium daleae is the source of this 1167-nucleotide messenger RNA. RefSeq lists its product as uncharacterized. Lineage: Eukaryota; Fungi; Ascomycota; Eurotiomycetes; Eurotiales; Aspergillaceae. The transcript is spliced from 8 exons. The record is from RefSeq and is a predicted model, not a curated record. The coding region runs from base 1 to 1167 and encodes 388 amino acids.